Messenger RNA from Ylistrum balloti, 2163 nucleotides. Its product is annotated as P protein-like. The coding region runs from base 1 to 2163 and encodes 720 amino acids. The transcript has 19 exons. Lineage: Eukaryota; Metazoa; Mollusca; Bivalvia; Pectinida; Pectinidae. The record is from RefSeq and is a predicted model, not a curated record. Gene Ontology annotation, biological process: transmembrane transport. Gene Ontology annotation, cellular component: membrane.
AUGUUGGUAUUUUCCCCGACGCCCCAACAUGUGGACGUCAGUCGCACGCCGUCCUAUGGAUCGCAAGACAACCGAUCGUGCGACACUGAAAGCACACCCCUCCUAGGUAACAGUGAUUCCGGGAACAGCGGUGUAUUCGUCAAAGAAAUGACUGUGGAUAUCAAAGGAAACAUAAACAACUACUUCAGAAACAAUUACAAACAAUUGUUUCAUCAUUUCAAAAUCGCCAUCCUGCUGAUUCUCACUGUUGUCUUCUGUGGUAUUAUUACUGCUAACGAGGAGACUGAUGAAAAAUUUUGGACCACCUCCAUUGACAAUACCACGCCAAUAGUGUCAUCAUUCCAUGAUGCUAACGGAGCCUUGAAGCUGACGUUAGACGGCCCCGUGAACCCAAAAGGAGACAAGAGCGUGAACAAGACACGUUCAUUCAUCACGGUAGAGGUUCUCCAAGACAAUAGUACCAAUGUACUAGAAACAAAGAUGUGGGAAGUAAACAGUGCGAUUAUCUUAGAUGAAGCAUCUGAGCAGGUAGAACACAAAUUCUCCAACGUCAGUGGAAGGGCCAGUGUCAGUCUAAGAUUUACGACCAAUUCUUCCGAGAACUUCGCCGUCAGAUGGAAGCUGCACGUGACACAUGACAGUGAAAUCAUCAUCGCAGCAAUCAUCCUCGUCUUCGUUUACAUUCUCAUCAUAUUUGAGCUUGUCCACAGGACCAUUGCGGCCAUCAUCGGUUCUCUGGCGGCUGUAGCUGCCCUUUCCUAUUUUGGCAAGCGACCACCCCUGGAGGUAAUCAUUGCCUGGAUAGACAUGGAAACACUCAUGUUGCUAUUCGGAAUGAUGAUACUUGUCGCCAUAUUUUCCGAAACAGGAUUUUUUAAUUUCUUUGCCCUGAAGGCUUACAAGAUGGCGAAGGGCCAGAUCUGGAGUCUCGUCACACUUCUGUGUCUAUUCAGUGCUGUUGUCUCUGCAUUUCUCGACAACGUCACAACAAUUCUUCUUCUUACUCCAGUCACGAUCAGGUUGUGUGAAGUGCUCAAUCUCGAUCCGAAAAAUAUACUGAUAGCGGAAGUGUUAUUUUCCAACAUCGGAGGAACAGCUACUGCAGUGGGUGACCCGCCAAACGUCAUCAUUGUUUCCAACAAAGAAAUGUCUGAAAAGGGUAUCGACUUUGCCGAGUUUACCUUACACAUGGCAGUAGGGAUAGUCUUCGUGGCCUUCGCUGGGUACGCGGCUUUACGGAUUUAUUACCGAAAUAUGAAAUCUCUCCAAAAUAAGGACCCACCAGAAAUAUCAGAGCUGAAGCACGAGAUUGAACUAUGGAAGAAAGCUGCUGCUCGAGUGUCCGUUGUUUCCAGGGAGGAAAGUAUCAUGAAGGCCCUCUUUCUACAGAAGUCUGCCCAAAGAGAAAACACGCUCGUGCGUAGACUGUACAGAAUCAAGCGUUCGGAGAUUAAGGACUUCCAGCAAAAUGUUGAAGAUCUGGAGAGAAAGUAUUAUAUCACGGAUCCGUGGCUGUUGAUAAAGAGUAGCAUUGUCCUCGCUGUAGCCAUCCUCUUCUUCUUCCUCCAGUCCUUUCUGGACGGAAUACAUCUCAAUAUAGGUAAAAAUAUGUAUAAACUACUACUGUUGAUUGUACUUGCCGAUAUCGAAGACAUGGAAAAUACAUUACACAAAGUGGAAUGGGCUACUCUCAUAUUCUUUGCGGCUCUCUUUGUUCUGAUGGAAGCCCUUAAGGAGCUGCAGCUUAUUGACUGGAUAGGGGAUCAGGUCAGUGCAGCCAUUAAGAGUGUGGAUGAGGAACAGAGACUGACGGCUGCCGUUAUGGUCAUCUUGUGGGUGUCCGCCUUUGCGUCCAGUUUUAUAGACAAUAUCCCCUACACUACAGCAAUGAUACCUGUGUUGAUCCAUCUGGAAGAAGAUCCAGAUCUGAACCUUGACCUGCUGCCCCUAACCUUUGCCCUGGCAUUCGGUGCCUGUCUCGGAGGUAACGGUACUUUGAUCGGGGCUUCAGCAAACGUAGUAUGUGCAGGCAUAGCGGAACAACACGGUUAUGGGUUUACAUUUACCGAAUUCUUCAAGGUUGGCUUCCCAAUGAUGAUCGUAACCAAUAUUGUGGCAAUGGCUUACCUAGCGAUAUGUCAUCUUGCCUUUCAAUGGCACUAA